AUGGCUGGCCAGGCCAAGAAGAAAUUUGCCAUUCUUGGCGUUGCUUCACUUGUCCUAGUGGCUAUGGUGGUUGCCGUCACCUUGGGCACCCAAAACUCCGACACCGACAACUACAAUCACCAAGAAGUUUCUGACUCCCAGAAGGCCAUCCAGACAAUCUGUGAACCUACAGAUUACAAAGAGACUUGCAUCAAGACCCUACAAGCCGAAGCUGGAAAUUCCACAGAUCCCAAAGAACUCAUUCAGGCUGCAUUCAAGGUUACCACUAAUUACAUCAACGAAGCAGCCAAGAACUCAACUGUUUUGCAAGAGCUUCAGAAAGAUCCCAGAACCAAAUUGGCUCUUGAAAACUGCAAAGAGCUUGCUCACCAGGCUGUUGAGGAUCUUGAAAGAUCUUUUGCCAAGUUCCAAACUUUUGAUUUCAGCAACAUAGAUGACAUGCUUGCUGAUAUCAAGGUUUGGCUCAGUGGUGCCCUUACAUAUCAACAGACAUGUCUGGAUGGUUUUGAAGGUGCCGAGGGAGAUGCAGGAGAGAAAAUGAGGCAAUCUCUGGAGACUAGUAUGGAACUGACAAGCAAUGGUCUUGCCAUGAUCAAUGACAUCUCUUCAGUCCUCACAAGUUUGGAACUUCCUGCCUUCACAAAUCGUCGUCUCCUAUCUGAUGAUAUCCUCGGUCACGGUAUGGACAUUUUACCUUCUUGGAUAGAUGAAGGAAGGCGCAGGCUCCUUCGAGCUAAGCCAAGUAAAGUUAAACCUGAUCUCAUUGUUGCCAAGGAUGGAUCCGGCAAUUUCACGACGAUCAACGAGGCACUCCUGAAUAUCACCAAAAAUGAAGAAAAACGAUUUGUGCUCUACAUCAAAGAGGGUGUCUACGAAGAGAAGGUGACCUUUCAUAAGAACUUGCUUCAUUUGACGGUUAUCGGUGAUGGCCCAACCAAGACAAGGAUUACUGGAAAAUUGAAUUUCAUUGAUGGAGUUCCUACUUACCACACAGCUACAGUCGCUGUGCUUGGAGACUUUUUCAUUGCCAGGGACAUUGGGUUCGAGAAUGCUGCUGGCCCUGAAAAGCAUCAAGCCGUGGCAGUGCGUGUUGGAGCUGACAAAACAAUUUUCUACAAUUGCCAUUUCGAUGGCUUCCAAGAUACUCUCUAUGCACACACCUAUCGCCAAUUCUACCGCAACUGUAAAAUCUCUGGAACCAUAGAUUUUGUAUUUGGUGAUAGUGCUGCCGUGCUCCAAAACUGCACAUUGGAGGUCAGAAAGCCUCUGGACAAUCAACAGUGUAUCGUCACAGCACAAGGCAGGAAGGACGCGCGCCAGCCAACAGGUCUGGUGCUACAGAAUUGCAGCUUUGUGGCCGAUCCAGCAUAUUUCCCAUACAGAUUUCAACUCAAAUCAUAUCUUGGCCGUCCAUGGAAAGAAUUCUCAAGAACCAUCAUCAUGGAAUCUUUCAUUGAUGAUUUGAUCCAGCCGGAGGGAUGGUUGGCCUGGAAUGGCUCUUUUGCUCUCGACACACUCUUCUAUGCUGAAUUCAACAACAGAGGACCUUCCUCCAAUAAGAUGCUCCGUGCUCAAUGGAAUGGUGUUAAGGAGCUUCCAUCAUCUCGAGUUGAACGUUUUCUUGCAGCCAAAUUCAUCGACGGCAAUCACUGGGUAAAAUCAGCUCAUUUCCCCUACAACUCUGGAUUCAUUUACCCACCACCACAGGAGGAUCCCAGUGUUAAAUACUCCCCUGUAGCACCAGAAGAAACCAAAGACUUAGGCUCAGACAGAAGCAAGGAGGCAUUCUAUUUCCGUCAACCAGCAGCAACUGAUAAUGCAGACAUUGGAUCUGCAUCAAUAGCAGCCCCUCCUCUUACAAGCUAUGGCCUUCCUCCAGCUUUGAGCCCAGUUGCCGCUCCAGCUCCCGCUCCCAUUCCCACUCCCACUCGCAAACGGAGAUCAGGUUCACGUCUUAGGCGGCUUAUAGCAAAGAUUUGGUGA
Coffea eugenioides is the source of this 1983-nucleotide messenger RNA. Its product is annotated as probable pectinesterase/pectinesterase inhibitor 58. The record is from RefSeq and is a predicted model, not a curated record. The transcript has 2 exons. Gene Ontology annotation, molecular function: pectinesterase inhibitor activity; pectinesterase activity. Lineage: Eukaryota; Viridiplantae; Streptophyta; Magnoliopsida; Gentianales; Rubiaceae. The coding region runs from base 1 to 1983 and encodes 660 amino acids. Gene Ontology annotation, biological process: cell wall modification.